AAAAAAAGCAGCUUCAAAACGUACGUUGUCGUCUGCCGCAGCGCCUCCCGCUCGUUGUCACCGUCGACCGCCACACAACCAUAGUAGCUGCCACUUGCCAGCCGUGAAGUUUUGCCUAACGCAAAGGCGCCCCUUAAAAAGCAACUCCAAAGCGGAACGUGAGGCUACCGUCCAUUUAUCACCGUCUGUGUCGCACAACCAUAGUAGCUACCAUCUGUGCCGGAUAAAUCAAGAGGAGAUAUUUUAAGGAAGAAAAAAAAAACAUAAAUGGCGGAUGCUAUUGUUUCAGAAGUGGUGGGGAGAAUUGCAACUAUGUUAGAAGAUAAGAUUCGGUACGAAGUCAAUUUGGUGAGAGGCGUGAAGGACGAACUUCUUUAUCUUUCCAAGAAGCUCAAGACGAUCCAAAAGGUGUUGGAUGAUGCAGAAAAGAGAGGAGUGAAAGAUGAAAGUGUCAAAAGUUGGUUGAAGAAGCUCGAAGCUACGGCCUAUGAGAUGGAGGAUAUUUUGGAUGAAUGGAGCUAUUCUCUUCUCAAAGAUAAGAUGGAAGGUUCGGCUGAGCCUGAGCCUAAGCAAAAGAUAGGGUGUUCCUUCAUCAGAUCUUCUUGUUUAUCUUUCAAGAAAGUUUCUGUUCGUCGUGAUAUUGCCAAGAAAAUAGAAAAUGUGAAAGCUAUGCUUGAACAGAUUAACAAAGAGAAAAAUGAAUUCAAAUUUGACAUCUCUCCCCCUACAGCUGAUUCAGUGCCCACACCUUGGCGAGUGCAAUCCACACCUUUUGUUGACUUGACGAAAGUUCAUGGGGUGGAUAUACAUAAGAAAAAAGAAGACAUAGUGAGCAAACUAAUGCUUAAUGGUGGUGAUACCCAAAUUUUGUCUAUUGUUGGAACCGGCGGACUUGGCAAAACAACUCUUGCCAAACUUGUUUAUAAUGAUGAACGAGUGAAGGAUUGUUUUGACUUGAAAAUAUGGAUUUGUGUCUCUGAUCCCUUUGAUGUGUCUGAGGUCUCCAGAGGAAUUAUCGAGUGUGUGACAAAAAAUACAAUUCAAAAAAAUAUCCAAUUGGGAUCAGAACUAAAACAACUAAGCGAUUGUAUUUUACAAAAGAAGUUUCUUCUUGUCCUCGAUGAUGUUUGGACAGAAGACAACAAUCAAUGGGAGCCCCUGAAAAUCAGUCUCCAAUGUGGUGCAGCAGGUAGUAAAAUUCUGGUGACAACAAGAAAGGAAACGGUAGCUAAGAUGUUCCGUACCUUAGACGACGAUAUGUAUCACCCAAAUAAGCUUAGUGAAGAAGAAUGUUGGUCAUUAUUGCGUGACACAUCUCUUCUAGGAAAGAGUGAUGAGGAAUGUGGAAAAUUUGAGGAUUUGGGCAAGAAAAUAGCUAGAAAGUGCAAUGGAUUGCCUCUUGCUGCAAUUGUUUUGGGAACACUUUUGCAGUUCAAGGAUUUGGAUGGAUGGAAACAUGUAGAGAAGAGUGAAAUAUGGCAAUUGGAGAAUGCGAAAGUAGAUCUUUUUCCUCAUUUGGUUUUAAGCUACAAUGAAUUGUCCCCAACUCUCAAGCGUUGUUUUUCAUAUUGUGCCGUCUAUCCUAAAGAUCACAAAAUUCAUGCAAAGACUCUGAUAGAGGAGUGGAUGGCGCAGGGUUAUUUAGGCUCUGACAGUGGAAAUGGUGCAAUGGAGCUCAAAGGGCGAGAGAACCUAAAGAAUUUAGCAAUGCGUAGUUUGUUUCAGGACAUUGAGAAAAGCAAGUCAGGGGAGCAGAUAAAAUGGUGUAAAAUGCAUGAUAUAGUACAUGAUUUUGCUCUAUUUCUUAGGACGAAUGAUGACAGUGACAAAAGUUGUCAAGUUUGCGAUUCUUCAUUGGUUUCUCAUGUCCAAGAAUAUCGGAGUCUAUCGUGGGACUGCAAGCCACUUGAUGAUGAAAGAGACAGAAUUUGUAAAGUUUGUGAUUGCAUGAAAAGUGUUAGGGUGUUAAAAAUUGAGAGUGAAUCUCCGCCAGUGGGAAUAGAAAUGUUGAUUCACUUGAGACGGUUGGAUUUUAGUGGAAUUGCAUUGUCAAAGGAUGGCCUCAAAAUCAUAUGUAGGCUUUAUUUCUUGCAAACUCUUCUCUUGUCAAAGUGCAAGUUAACAGAGAUUCCACAAGAAAUUGGGAAAUUGGAUCAGUUAAGACGACUUGAUUUAAGUUGGAAUCAAGAAUUAAAGGAGUUACCAGAGAGCAUUUAUAGUUUGGUUGAAUUGCGAUCUCUUUCCUUCCGUGGCUGCCAUCUAGAAGCGAUUCAGAAAGAAAUUGGGGAUUUGGUUCAGUUAAGAAAACUUGACUUAUGUUUUAAUAGGGUAAAGGAGUUACCAGAGAGCAUUCGUAGUUUGGUUGGACUGCAAAUCUUGAAUAUUGAAUACACUGAUAUCGACUGUCUGCCUGAAGCAUUAGGUGAGUUGAGUAAUCUCCGCACACUGAAACUGAGUGGAUUCAAAGUAGGAAGUCAAUACAACAAGUUGGGUUUUCUUAAAAAAUUACACUGUCGUCUUAUUGGAUCUCUAGAUUUCGAAAUCCACUGUGGGAUGAGUGAAAUGGAGGGUUUGGUUGAGGACGCUCGAGAUGCACAACUAGAGAUACUCCUUCAAAAACUCGAAAGCCUCGAGAUAUGGUCCCCGCGUAUGAAGAAUGAAAUGGAGAAGUCAUCAUCAAUGUGGAUGGAGGUAGUAGAAGCACUCGUGCCACAUCGCACGUUGAAGAAACUGGUAAUCAGGGGAUAUAAGGGUUCCAGGCUUCCGCAUCUGAUGUCAUCACCCCUCAACUUUAUAAAAGAGAUUGAUCUGCCUUAUCUGGGUCAGGUGUCAUCACUGCCGGCGAUGGGGAAACUACCUUUCUUGGAAAUUCUGUCUAUGCAUGGAAUGGAUCAACUGAAGUUUGUCGGACGGGAGUUUUUAGGAAUAGAAUCUUCAGCAACGUCUAAUGGUGAUGUUGUUGUUGCAUUUCCUAAACUCACUAAACUGACAUUUCUAUCCAACUUCAAUUGGGAGGAAUGGGAGGACAUAACGGAGGAAGAAGAAGAAUCUGCUGCCAUCUCCAUCAUGCCAUGUCUCACUGAGUUGGGUAUCUCAAUGUGUUACAAUUUGAAGAAGCUGCCGCAUCGCCUGCUACGUAAGGUCAGCCCGUCUUUGAGGUUGUUGGGUAUCAUUAAUUCAUCAAAGCUCAUAGAAACAUACGCAGAGGACAUGGAAGGUACAGCUUGGAGAUCCAUAUCCCGACAUAAUCCCCAACUUCAACUUAAACUUCACCUGUAGGUCUAAUGCAAAUAUUUAUGUCUUUCUGUUUGUUUACCUUUUUUUUUGAGAUUGAAUUUGGGAUUAUGAUAAUUAUUUUUGCUUUAUUAGACGGAUACUCUUUUUCCUUCAUGGUGUUUUUCCCUUUGGGUUUUUUUGCCGUGAAGGUUUUAAUGAGGUCCGGCCUUGAGAGAUCGUUAUGUGGUCUCCAAGGUUUAGGUUUUGUUUGUUUAUGGCAUGUUCAUUUUUGGCUUCUUUCAAUCGUAUGAAUAUAUAUUUUGUA
Messenger RNA from Salvia hispanica, 3541 nucleotides. NCBI's taxonomy places the organism in Eukaryota, Viridiplantae, Streptophyta, Magnoliopsida, Lamiales, Lamiaceae. The record is from RefSeq and is a predicted model, not a curated record.